UUGCAGUAUGAUAUUAACGAUGAGUCUGAAGCUCAAAAAGAAGAAGCAGAUUUCUCAACCGUCGAUGAAUCAGAAUCUCUUUUAUCCAACGUAGUGUCAGACGUAAAUAAAACACUCACGAAUUUCUACAACCAUGUCACAUCAGCUAAUGUGUCCACAGAUUCAAAUAGCACACAUUCAGCCAAUGAAACUCGAAAACUCGUCAAAUGUAGAGAAAUUAUAUAUGAUCCAAUAGAUUCAGAGCCUGUAGUGGAGAUCAUUAAUGGAAGUUCCCUUGCUAAGCUGUUACAAGUGAAACCAGAUGUAACGAGCCGUGAUGUUGAAGCUGAUUGUGUUUUAGUUUUAUUCUAUGCUCGAGCCUGCCCAUUUAGUGCACAUGCUGCUCCACAUUUUAAUGCUCUUGCCAGAUCAUAUCCGAACAUCAAAAUGGUUGCAUUAGAUGCCUUAAAAUACCACGGCAUUAAUGCACAGUAUGGUAUUGUAGGUGUGCCUACACUCAAGAUGUUUCAUAAUGGGCGACCGGUGGGGAAAUUCAAUGGUACUGAAUAUAAUAUACAUUUGUUUAGUAGAUUUGUUCAUGCUAUAACGGGACAACAGUGCCAAAGCUUAUUAGUCACAUCCAAAGACUUCCAAGGACCUGUAUCGAGUGUAGUCGAGAAGGAAACAGACUAUUUCCUUAUUCUUUCAUGGCUUUUCAUUAUAAUUUGCUCAAUAUAUUACUUUAUGGAAUCUAAAUGGUGGAAGAUGAUCGUUGAAAUGGUUCAGAAUAACUGGAGAGAGUCCGAAGCACAGCAUGAACACAAUGAUUGA
Molecule: messenger RNA, 810 nt
Organism: Danaus chrysippus (African queen)
Lineage: Eukaryota; Metazoa; Arthropoda; Insecta; Lepidoptera; Nymphalidae
Source: the annotation of a GenBank genome assembly